Messenger RNA from Aspergillus welwitschiae, 1251 nucleotides. Its product is annotated as putative salicylate hydroxylase. Gene Ontology annotation, molecular function: monooxygenase activity; FAD binding. The transcript is spliced from 6 exons. The record is from RefSeq and is a predicted model, not a curated record. The coding region runs from base 1 to 1251 and encodes 416 amino acids. NCBI's taxonomy places the organism in Eukaryota, Fungi, Ascomycota, Eurotiomycetes, Eurotiales, Aspergillaceae.
AUGCCCUUGAAGAUCAUAGUGGUUGGUGCUGGUCUUGCCGGUCUAGGCGCAGCCAUUGCAUUGAACCGACAAGGUCAUGACAUUGAGAUCCUCGAACAAUCUGGCUUCCUGAAUGAAGUAGGAGCUGCAAUCCACAUGGCGCCUAAUGCCACGCGCAUCCUCAAGGACUGGGGAUGCAACUUGGAGAACCUGCAGCCCGUCCAUUGCAACAAACUGCGGUUGUGGGAUCACCAAGGAAACCUUAUCCGGACACCAGUGGUGACCAAGGAUGCUCAGGAAGCACUGGGCAUCUACGAUGAGUGGUUACUCACACACAGAGUGGAUUUGCACAAUACUCUUAGGGAUAUGGCUGCCAAGGAGGUCAAUGGCAAGAAGCCUACCAUUCAUCUGCGUUCUCGUGUAGCUUCGGUGGAUCCUGAGGCUGGAGUGGUAACCCUCGAGGACGGUACCAAGUUCACUGGCGACUUGGUCAUUGGGGCGGAUGGCAUUCAUUCUCGGUGUGUUAGCAGUGUCAUCGGUGGACCUACGCAGAAGGAAAGCACGGGGCAGAACUGCUUUCGCUUUCUCAUCCCUGUUUCCAAGAUGAAAAGCAACCCUCUUACUGCCUCUCUUUUGGAAAAGAUGGGAUCGGACGCUGUGGACGUGUUCGCGUCGGAGGAUCGGCGACUAGUUGUCUACCCUUGUCGUCACGGCGACCUGCUCAAUGUCGCUGCUAUUCAUCCUUCGGGCGCCGACUCUAGCGCUAGAGAGUCGUCUUGGCUCGACAGUGGCAACUUGGAUUCGUUGCUUGAAACAUGCAGUGCAUUCAGUCCGGAAGUACGCGAGAUGUGUAAAUUGGCAGAGGACCUGAAGCUCUGGAGCUUGGCGUCUCGUUCUCCGCCGCGCACAUUCAUACGUGGCAAACUAGCACUCAUUGGAGAUGCAGCCCACCCAACCCUACCUCACCAGGGCCAAGGCGGCGCACAGAGUUUCGAAGACGGGGCAGCUCUAGGCGCCCUGUUCACUCCCGAAUGUACCAAAGAUGAUAUCCCGGGUAGACUAGAACUGUACAACAAGGUACGCUAUGGGCGAUCGGUAACGGUGAUGAUGAUGUCCAAGGUCAGCGACGAUCGCCGGGGCCAGAUGUUAGACGAGUUGAGGACCUAUGUGCCCGAUGCCGAGUUGCCUCCGGACAUGUUUUCCUACACCUGGAGUUCGUACCCCGGUCGAGAAGCUCAACAGCUUCUUCAGGCUACUCAAGUGAGCGCCUAG